AUGUGUGUUCGUCUGCAUAUUCGAGAACCGGGAAAGCUUGUCCCUCAGCGGCCUCAUUUCAUGUUCAACCGUCCUUCGGCCAAGCGUGCCCAUCCUAAGUACAGCGAGAUGGUCGCCGCCGCCCUCAGGGCCCUCAAGGAGCGCAACGGGUCCUCCCGCCAAGCCAUCCUCAAGUUCAUCCUCGCUUCCUUCCAGGUCGGGGACGAGAAGGCCGCCGGCGUGAUCCAGAUGCAGGCGCUUAGGAGUGUCGCCGGCUGGUCCCUGCAGCAGACCAAGGGCGCCGGCGCCUCUGGUUCCCUAAGGCUCUUCAAGGAGCUGAAGAUGGCUGCGCCUAGAAAGAACUCGGACAAGAAAAACGUGACGAAGAAUGAGAAAACCCCGAGAAAGGCGGCGGCAAAGAAAACCAGUGAUAAGACUGUAAAAAAAGAGACCCAGCUCUAA
Penaeus indicus is the source of this 441-nucleotide messenger RNA. RefSeq names its product histone H1-delta-like. Lineage: Eukaryota; Metazoa; Arthropoda; Malacostraca; Decapoda; Penaeidae. The record is from RefSeq and is a predicted model, not a curated record. Gene Ontology annotation, molecular function: structural constituent of chromatin; double-stranded DNA binding; nucleosomal DNA binding. The coding region runs from base 1 to 441 and encodes 146 amino acids. The transcript has a single exon. Gene Ontology annotation, cellular component: nucleus; nucleosome. Gene Ontology annotation, biological process: negative regulation of DNA recombination; chromosome condensation; nucleosome assembly.